AUGGGCACGAAUGGGAAAAGAGAGGCUGCUGAACGCAUUCGUCGUAUUACGGACGUAACUGAAGAACCACGCGAAAUGCAUGCACCAAUUAUUGGUUAUGCAGAUAUGCCAAUCGUACCACUUGAAGAUGCUGUCGAGGCACUUGUUCCUCUUUUGCCUGCCGUUCGAAUGUAUUCGGUUACCGCUAAAGAACGAUGCAAAAAUCCACCAGCUGAUGGAUUAACACUCGAUGAAUCUGCUUCGAUUAUGCUCUAUUCGAUGGAUUGGAUACCACGUGAUCAAUGUCUCUAUGUCGCUUUAAAUGCCUCACUUCGAUCAGAAGAUAGAGAAAAUCUCAAACCAUGGUUACUGUAUCUGAAACUUUUUCUAACUGCUUUGCAACGACUUCCAUCAGAACAUGCAACAGUGUUUCGCGGAGUCAAAGCGGAUUUUCGCAACGAAUAUCCGAAAGGCAAUACCAUCGUUUGGUGGGCAUUUUCUUCUUGUACAACCUCGAUCGAUGUUUUGAACGAAGAGAUUUUCUUGGACAAAACAGGCGAGAGGACAAUAUUUGCUGUUACAUGUAGUUCGGGCAAAGAUAUUCGAAAGCAUUCUUAUUUUCCAUCAGAAGAUGAAAUACUACUUCUUGCAGCUACUCAGUUCAAAGUUGGUGACAGUCUCGAUCAAGCCGAUGGCCUUCAUAUCAUUCAACUGCAAGAAAUAAACCCAGUCCAUCCUCUCCUACAACCAGUGCUUGGUUCAAGUUCAAAUAAUCUAUCAACAGAUCAACCAAUACAUACAACAAUGCAUACAAUAACAGAUCCAAUACCUGAAUUAGGUGUUGAUACACCACAUCUUGAAGAAUUACGUUGUUUACUUACUCGUAUUAAUGAUUGGGGUUUAGACAUAUUUCGUAUUGAAGAUUUAAGUGAUCAACGACCAUUAACAGUAAUAACAUAUCGAAUAUUUCAAGAACGUUCACUUUUUGGAAUAUAUGCUAUCGAACCUCAUACAUUAAUAUCUUAUUUGCUCACACUUGAAGAUCAUUAUCAAUUAGUACCAUAUCAUAAUAAAACUCAUGGAGCUGAUGUUUGUCAAUCAAUGCAUGUCUUGCUCAAUGCUUCGACACUUGAUGGUGUAUUUACUGAAUUGGAAAUUAUGUCGGCAAUAUUCGCAUCGGCAGUACAUGAUGUCGAUCAUCCCGGUGUAAAAAAUCAAUUUUUAAUGAGUACAAACAGUGACUUAGCCACGAUGUAUAAUGAUGAAAGUGUUCUUCAAAAUCAUCAGUUAGCUGUGGCAUUUAAAUUACUACAAGCUAAUGAAAGAAACAUAUUUUCAAAUUUAACAGCUAAACAAAUGAAAACUCUGCAUAAAUUAGUUACUGAUAUGGUUUUAGCAACAGAUAUGUCUAAACAUAGACAAUUAUUGAUAGAUUUAAAAACAAUGGUUGAAUCAAAAAAAGUUACAGAAAAUAAUGUAAUUACGCUUGAAUCAUAUGAUGAUAGAAUUUUGGUGCUUCAAAAUAUGAUUCAUUGUGCGGAUUUGUCAAAUCCAACAAAACCAUUAGAUAUUUAUAUAAAAUGGACUGAUCGAAUAAUGGAAGAAUUUUGGAGACAAGGUGAUAAAGAACGUGACCUUAGAUUAGAAAUAUCACCUAUGUGUGACAGACUUGUAGCUAAUGUUGAAAAAAAUCAAGUUGGUUUCAUUGAAUUUAUUGUACGUCCAUUAUGGGAAACAUGGGCGGAUUUAGUUUAUCCGGAUGCAAGUGCUAUUUUGGAAACAUUAGAACAGAAUCGUGAUUGGUACCAAGCUCGUCUUUCGUCCCCUCCAUCACCAUCUACAGCCACAAAUAUAUAA
Didymodactylos carnosus is the source of this 1836-nucleotide messenger RNA. The record is from the annotation of a GenBank genome assembly. Lineage: Eukaryota; Metazoa; Rotifera; Eurotatoria; Philodinida; Philodinidae.